UCGUAGCGUGUUUGACUUAAUGUUCAUAGGUUAGAAUAGAGUUGCCAAUAUUCUUGUACGAGAAGCAAGGAAAAAAUGUUAGGACUUGUCACACAUGGUCGUAAUUUUCAGAAUUCUAACGUUUACAAGAAAUUUUGGAUCAAAAACUUGUUUUUACAUACCACUGACAGUACCAGGCAGAUUUUAUUUUGGACUCCUCGCCUUCCUGUCGUCAGAUGCUCGGACUACUUUUUAGUCACUGGAAUUAGGUGUUGCAAUGGUAAUGCACUGGAUCAUGCACAAAAGAAGAAAAAUGUACGAGAGCCUAAGCCACUUUUCACGCCAGUUAAAUAUGCUUUAGCCAGCGUGGGUUUAAUUGGCGAAAAAGUAGUUCAACAAAAGAGGCAUUGCUUUCAUCCUGGUUCUUCAAAUUUAGGACGGGAGGGAAUUGGCUUCAAAGAUGCGGCACCUGUUACUGCUACCCAAAUGCUGACAUCUAUGUUCGAUUAUAUUUGGCCCAAGGAUGAUGAGGAAAUAAAGAAGAGGGUUAAAAUGGCUAUUGUUUUAUUAAUUGGAGCAAAAGUUUUGAAUGUAUCUGUGCCUUUUCUUUUCAAAUACGGUGUAGAUACAUUCAGUACAGCAGGAAGCUUAGGGACUUCUCCAGAGACAGUAGCAACUAUAGCGACAUCAAUUCUUAUUGGAUAUGGUAUCGCACGAGCUGGUGCAGCAGGAUUUAAUGAACUACGCAAUGCAAUAUUUGCCAAAGUUGCACAAAAUUCCAUACGCAAAAUAGCUAGAAAUGUGUUUCAGCAUUUACACGAUCUGGACUUAGCAUUUCAUUUAUCACGACAAACCGGCGCACUGUCUAAAACAAUAGAUAGAGGAAGCCGUGGUAUCAACUUUGUACUGACAGCUAUGGUAUUUAAUGUAGUUCCUACAGUCUUUGAAUUAGCUUUGGUCAGUACGAUAUUAGGUUUGAAAUGUGGGUCGGAAUAUGCAAGUGUAGCUUUGGGUUGCGUUCUUACUUAUGCAGUAUUCACACUUGCAGUUACGCAAUGGAGAACAAAAUUUAGAGUAUUCAUGAACAGAGCGGAAAACGAAGCAAGUAACAAAGCUAUUGAUUCUCUGAUCAAUUAUGAGACAGUGAAGUACUUCAAUAAUGAAAAGUUUGAGGCGGAAAAGUAUGAUGCUUCUCUAAAGAAGUACGAGACUGCUUCAUUGAAGACGAAUACCAGUUUAGCCAUGUUAAACUUUGGCCAACAGGCUAUUUUCAGCACUGCUCUAAGCUUAAUAAUGGUCUUAGCAGCUAGAGACAUCAUAAAUGGAAACUUGACCGUUGGGGACUUGGUAAUGGUAAAUGGUUUAUUGUUUCAACUCUCGAUACCUCUUGGAUUUUUGGGUUCUGUGUACCGGGAAGUGAGACAAGCUUUUAUUGACAUGCAGGCCAUGUUUUCUAUCAUGACAAUCGACCCUGCUAUCAAGAACAAGAUCAAUGCAGAUCCUUUUAGUGUGAUGCCUAAGAACGCUGUAAUUUCUUUCGACAAAGUUAAGUUUCAGUAUGUUGAAGGCAAGACAAUUUUUGAUAAUAUGUCUUUUACGAUCCCGAGCGGAAAGAAGGUGGCUAUUGUUGGUGGUUCCGGCACUGGAAAAUCCACGCUGGUGAGGCUGCUAUACAGGUUUUUUGAACCUAACAGUGGAAGUAUUUACAUUAAUGGGAAAAAUAUUCAAGACAUCGACGUAAAUGAUCUCAGAAAAUCCAUUGCCAUUGUACCUCAGGAUUCAGUAUUGUUUCACGAUACAAUUUUCUAUAAUCUGCAUUACGGAAAUUUUGCUAAGACUAAAGAGGAAGUUUACGAAGCAUCAAAAAUGGCUAAUCUACACGACUCUAUUUUAAACUGGCCCAAAGGAUAUCACACGGAGGUAGGAGAAAGAGGAUUGAAAUUGUCUGGUGGUGAAAAGCAGCGAGUUGCAAUAGCGCGAGCUAUUCUAAAAGGCAGUCCAAUACUUGUAUUCGACGAAGCCACGUCAUCUUUGGACUCUAUUACAGAACAGAAUAUUCUUGAGGCCCUACGUCGAGCCACCACUGGAAGAACUUCUAUAGUAAUAGCGCAUCGUCUAUCGACUGUUAUGGAUGCAGAUGAAAUUUUCGUCUUGAACAAUGGCGCUUUAGUGGAAUCCGGAAGCCAUACAGAUUUACUUGGCAAAUCAAAUUCAUAUUAUUCUAAAUUAUGGGACGCACAGCACGCCGGUUUAAAAAAACCUUAGAUUGAGCAGCUGUUAAUUCUAAGCUGAACCAAGAGUUAAAGAAGAUUCUGGAAUUAUAUCGUUUAAAUAUUGUAUAUAAAUAUUUACGCUUUCGGAUCUUAAAAAAACCGUGUUUGAAUGUGAGGUUAUAUGUGAAUACUCUUUAGGGUCCAGGUGUACACUACCGAUGGAAAAUCGGGUAGUGAAUUAUAAAUUCUCAAACAAUCAAAUGAAAUGUUCCUAAAAUUUCCAUCGCGAGUGUUUAAAUAAUAUCAACGUGACUGUUAUCGACUUUUUUAUUACCUUCCUAUAAAAUUCAAAACGAUGGUACAAAUUGCAUACGGAUUCUAUUGUUGUAAGAGAUGAAAGUAAUGUAAUAAGCAUAAGUGAUUUUAUCCACGGAAAAUAUUGCCAAUAAAAAAAUAGAUUCAUAGUUUUUUCGUAAAUCAAAACUGCACGUUAAGUAUCUCGCGUUUGUGAAUAUUGACUGUCUUAUUACCAAACACGCUUCUAUCGACAUCUCAAUGCUUAAGCGUCUUCUCCCAUAUCGGGCCUAUGCUCUAUACUAUCUAUUCUGGGAAGUGCAUUAUGUAUCCUUCAAUAUUGGAGUUGCAACUUAAACUUUCAAUUCUCGAUGUUUAGUAAAUAGAAGUGACUAUAGCUAUAGAAAGUAGUAUGUAAUUAUUUGUAUGUUUACACAAAUAAAG
Belonocnema kinseyi is the source of this 2930-nucleotide messenger RNA. RefSeq names its product ATP-binding cassette sub-family B member 7, mitochondrial (gene ABCB7). Gene Ontology annotation, cellular component: mitochondrial inner membrane. Lineage: Eukaryota; Metazoa; Arthropoda; Insecta; Hymenoptera; Cynipidae. Gene Ontology annotation, biological process: transmembrane transport; intracellular iron ion homeostasis. The transcript is spliced from 11 exons. The record is from RefSeq and is a predicted model, not a curated record. Gene Ontology annotation, molecular function: ABC-type transporter activity; ATP binding; ATP hydrolysis activity. The coding region runs from base 76 to 2244 and encodes 722 amino acids.